GUCGCAUUUAAUUAUCACCUCUUGCAGCCGACGACAAAUUUGCCGUGGUGCUGACAUUCCCCCGACUCAAUCGCUCCUUCAUUACUUUCCACCCCAAGGUUCAAUUGGUGCGAUUAGUCACUGGUUGUUCUCUUUGAUAGUUUUCCCGGAGCUUCCGCACAACUACAUAUCCACGCUCGGCAUUCCGACUCAUUCCAAUCUCCUGAGUCACCACACCCAACAAUAGCCCAGCAUGUCUGGAUACCAGCAGUACUCAGGAAAUCCCUAUGGCCAGGAAGAAGCUGGCUAUAGCGGAUCAAACCCGUACGAAGGCGCACCUGGUGGUUAUGGAGCUUCGAACCCGUAUGGUGGUCAAGAGGAGCGGUUGAAUCCACAUCCACCGCUACAGCAUGGCGACUCGAACUACUCUCAGCCCUCCCAGUACUCAAUGAGCGCACCUCCAACACACCAGGGUGGCGCGUCGCUGAGCCGCGAAGAUUUCCUGGCUCGCAUCGAGGGGGCUAAGGGCAGGAUCACCCAGCUCACAUCGAGCAUCCAGCAUAUUGCAACAAUGCACCAGCGCAUGCUGUCGUCACCUGAUACCAGCGCAUCGGCUCAACUGGAGAGCAUUGUAUCAGAGACUCAGGUUCGGAACACGCAGAUCAAAGAUGAGAUAAAAUUCCUCGAGCAUGACGCGGCGCGAGAGCCGAACAACACGUUUAAGAAGAGUCAAGUGGACACAUUGAAGCGCAACUUCAAGGCCCAGUUGGAGGAUUUCCAGAAUGAAGAGUCGUCUUACUCAAAACGUUAUCGCGAAGCUAUUGCCAGGCAGUACCGCAUUGUCAACCCGGACGCGACGGAGCAGGAGGUUCAAGAGGCGGCGAACGCUGACUGGGGCGAUGAGGGUAUCUUUCAGACUGCGCUCAAGAGCAACCGUAGCGGACAGGCUUCGAGUGUCCUUGGCGCAGUUCGGGCGCGGCACAACGACAUCCAACGUAUCGAGAAGACACUGGAACAGCUUGCUUUGCUGUUCAACCAACUUAACGAAGCAGUUGCCUACCAAGAAGAACCAGUCAAAAAGGUCGAAGAUGGGACUACAAAUGUCCUUAGCGACACCGGAAAUGCCAACAAGCAGUUAGAUUCGGGCAUCGCAAGUGCUAGGCGCGCAAGGAAGCUCAAGUGGUGGACGCUACUUACGUUCAUCGCCAUCAUCUGUAUUCUUGCUCUGAUUUUGGGCCUAUACUUUGGAUUGAGGAACAACGGCGGCAAGUAGAGGGUGGUUGGGAGUGCCUAGCCUGCGGUGUGGGAGAGGGUCAGAAGUUCGCAAAGGAUAGGCUACGAAUGUAUUCAUUCGCUGUUUAUAAUGUUAAUAGCAGACUGCAAUUUGAAGCUUCGUUGUAGAUACGAAGCGAGUUCGGAAGUAAUUCGACACAAAGCAACUUUGGGAAGCAAUAAUAAGGACACUGUAGAAGGAAUAAUAAGGACACUGUAGAAGGAAUAACAAGGACACUGUGGAAGUAAUAAUAAGGACACUGGGGAACUUGGAGUACGACUGCUCCCUGUAAACGGACUGUCUGCGCACUUGGGAUUUCUCG
Molecule: messenger RNA, 1574 nt
Organism: Lindgomyces ingoldianus
Lineage: Eukaryota; Fungi; Ascomycota; Dothideomycetes; Pleosporales; Lindgomycetaceae
Product: t-SNARE
Exons: 3
Coding region: 233-1252 (339 amino acids)
Biological process (GO): exocytosis; vesicle fusion; intracellular protein transport
Cellular component (GO): SNARE complex; endomembrane system; plasma membrane
Molecular function (GO): SNARE binding; SNAP receptor activity
Source: RefSeq, a predicted model, not a curated record